AUGGACAUGAAUUUGUCAGCGCGUUGUGCUUUGGUUCUUUCUCUGUUGGCAUUUGUAGAUUUGAAAAUAGUCUCUGCUGCAGAAACGCCUGGAGUGUGCCCUCGUAGACGAUGGGGCAUAGGGAUAUGUGCAGAGUUAUGUUCCAGUGACAGUGACUGCCCCAAUGAUGAAAAAUGCUGUCACAACGGAUGUGGGCAUGUCUGCAUUGCACCUUACACAGCAAAGCCUGGAGUGUGCCCUCGUAGACGAUGGGGCGUAGGGACGUGUGCAGAGUUAUGUUCCGAUGACAGUGACUGCCCCAAUGAUGAAAAAUGCUGCCACAAUGGAUGUGGGCAUGUCUGCAUUGCACCUUACACAGCAAAGCCUGGAGUGUGCCCUCGUAGACGAUGGGGCUCAGGGAUAUGUGCAGAGUUCUGUUCCAAUGACAGUGACUGCCCCAAUGAUGAAAAAUGCUGCCACAAUGGAUGUUGCAUUGCACCUACACAGCAAAGCCUGGAGUGUGCCCUCGUAGACGAUGGGGCUCAGGGAUAUGUGCAGAGUUCUGUUCCAAUGACAGUGACUGCCCCAAUGAUGAAAAAUGCUGUCACAACGGAUGUGGGCAUGACUGCAUUGCACCUUACACAGCAAAGCCUGGAGUGUGCCCUCGUAGACGAUGGGGCGUGGGGACGUGUGCAGAGUUCUGUUCCAAUGACAGUGACUGCCCCAAUGAUGAAAAAUGCUGCCACAAUGGAUGUGGGCAUGACUGCAUUGCACCGACACAGGUAG
This is a messenger RNA of Salvelinus namaycush (lake trout), 765 nucleotides long. RefSeq names its product whey acidic protein-like. The transcript is spliced from 6 exons. Gene Ontology annotation, cellular component: extracellular region. Gene Ontology annotation, biological process: antibacterial humoral response; innate immune response. Lineage: Eukaryota; Metazoa; Chordata; Actinopteri; Salmoniformes; Salmonidae. The coding region runs from base 1 to 765 and encodes 254 amino acids. The record is from RefSeq and is a predicted model, not a curated record. Gene Ontology annotation, molecular function: peptidase inhibitor activity.